Messenger RNA from Brassicogethes aeneus, 837 nucleotides. The record is from the annotation of a GenBank genome assembly. Lineage: Eukaryota; Metazoa; Arthropoda; Insecta; Coleoptera; Nitidulidae.
GCUAAAGGUAUAAGAAAACUCCUGUUUGCCCUGGUGGUAUCUCUACCAGCUCUUUUCAAUAUCGGAGCACUUCUAGCUUUGAUAACAUUUAUUUACGCUAUUAUUGGCAUGUUUUUAUUUGGACAUGUCCGGCAGCAAGGUGCUCUCGAUGAUAUGGUCAACUUUGAAACCUUCGGAAGAUCAAUGCAUCUUCUAUUCAGGCUUAUAACUUCAGCUGGUUGGAAUGAUGUUUUAGAAUCCUUGAUGAUAGAAUACCCAGAUUGUGAUCCGCAUUUCCGUAACCAAAGUAAUGGUGAUUGUGGAUAUCCACUCUUAUCCAUUAUAUACUUUACUAGUUUUAUUAUUAUAAAUUAUAUGAUUGUUAUAAAUAUGUAUAUCGCUAUUAUUCUUGAAAACUUCAACCAAGCUCAUCAGGAGGAAGAAAUCGGUAUUGUUGAAGAUGAUUUGGAAAUGUUCUACAUUAGAUGGAGCAAAUAUGAUCCUCAUGCAGCUCAGUUUAUUCGGUUUUCGCAAUUAUCAGAUUUUAUUGCUUCCCUAGACCCUCCACUGGGUAUUUCGAAACCUAAUACAGUGGCGUUGGUUAGUUUCAACUUGCCUAUUGCGAAAGGUAAUAAGAUUCAUUGCUUGGAUAUAUUACAUGCUCUUGUCAAGCAUGUUUUGGGACAUGUAGAAGAAACUGACAAUUUUAGACAGUUGCAAGAACAAAUGGAUAUUAAAUUUAAGAAGCAAUUCCCUACUAGAAAGGAAUUGGAAAUUGUUUCUUCAACGAGGAUAUGGAAACGACAAGACAAAGCUGCCAGGUUAAUACAAAAAACCUACAGGGAAUAUGUUAGGUAA